AGCUCAGGUUCAACGAAGAAUGCAGCCAUUUGAGCGAUCGACUGGGUCUAAAACUUGGUACUUCAGCGUUCGUUGAAGUCCGAGAACUCUCGUGGCAUGUUUCUACCCAUUGAGUAGAUUGAGACAUCAAAUCGACAGCAGGAUCCUCGGACAGAGACACCCCCGAACUUGGCAUGUACAUACAUGUACAAUGCCCAAGAAGCCCACACAGUUCGAUCCGGUCACAGAAGAUCUGUCUACGUACAUGUAGAUUUUGUUACAUUAUUAGGUAAUUUGCUAUUUUGCUGGCGUUUAUCGUCGUUGUAUUGGGCGGCCGCUUUUUACGAAAUCUCGGGCAUCUCCGUUCCAUCCAUCUCCAAUAACCUUUGGCGGAGAACUCGUCGGUUUACAUGCACAAUGACGUCCGCGCUCAAUAUUGUAUUCUUCGAAACGGUGAGGCAGUCAACCUUGCGUCACCAUCUUCACCUUUCUCCUCACAAAUGAGAUAAACAAUCAGAGCAAUACGUUAAGACGGACAACCGCGGUCUUUUAAUCCUUAUUUUGACUCCCUCAUACCAUGCAGAACUUUUGACGUCCCGGAUCUGGUGCACUAUG
Chaetomium fimeti is the source of this 594-nucleotide messenger RNA. RefSeq lists its product as uncharacterized. The coding region runs from base 184 to 483 and encodes 99 amino acids. Lineage: Eukaryota; Fungi; Ascomycota; Sordariomycetes; Sordariales; Chaetomiaceae. The transcript has a single exon. The record is from RefSeq and is a predicted model, not a curated record.